This is a messenger RNA of Klebsormidium nitens, 1912 nucleotides long. Lineage: Eukaryota; Viridiplantae; Streptophyta; Klebsormidiophyceae; Klebsormidiales; Klebsormidiaceae. The record is from the annotation of a GenBank genome assembly.
CAGAAAUCUGCUUCCUUUCCGAGGUCGAGUGCAUGCAAGAUGCUUCGCACUCAUGGUUUACAAUAGCACAUGCAAAGACUGCUCUCAUCCCACAUUGGCUUCAUGAUACAAGUACAGACGAGUCGUGCAACAUCGACCGACCACGAGCGAAGUCGCCAUAGAAGCUCAGCAUAUUUGCGCUUUGUGCAAUCAGCUGCGCCGGGUGAUCUGGUGAUUCGGAGGAGUUGCUCGUAUCCUGUUCCAAAUUGAGUUUGAAUUCUUUUUCCUUGGUUAGAAGAGACGGCGCUGGCGCGACUGUUACGAGAGACUGCGUUUGUCCUCUUACGGAGCUUAGUUCUGGGUCUCUUCUAGCCGCACCAGAUACCCCCUGAGAGAAGCCGUCCGCUGCAACGAUGGAGCGGCUUCUGAACGUGCUGUUCAACCUCACCCUGUUCCCUGGGGGGAUCUUAGUGCUACUCGUCCUUAUCCCCGGGCUGUGGGUCUUCCGGUUCCUCUACAAGACCUUCGUUAAAAAGGAGAUGCGCGUCGCGGGGAAGACGGUGAUCAUCACAGGGGCCAGCUCAGGGAUCGGAGAAAGUCUGGCGUUCGAGUAUGCGCAGCGCGGGGCGAACUUGGUGCUGACCGCUCGCAGGGAGAACUUGCUGCAGAAGAAUGCAGAGAAGUGCCGCCAGCUGGGCAGCCCAGAUGUGCUGGUGGUGCCAGCAGACCUGACCAAGGUGGAGAACAACAAGAAGGUGGUCGACCAAGCGGUGGAGCACUUUGGGGGAGUGGACAUUGUGGUGUGCAAUGCGGGCAAGGGGCACAGCUGGUUCUUUGAGGCGGUGGAAGACACCUCAGAGUUUCAGAAGAUUGCUGACAUCGAUUUCUGGGGCAAUGUGUACCCGACCUACUACGCCAUGCCGCACCUCAAGCGGGCAGGCGGACAGAUCGUGGUGAUUGACAGUGUGGGCGGUUUCAUUCCGUACCCCAGGCAGAGCCUCUAUAACGCCCAAAAGCAGGGGCUGCUUGGCCUUUACGACACGCUCCGGGUGGAGGCCGCUGACGAGAUUGACAUCACCAUUGCGUGCCCGGGGUAUAUUCGUACUGCAAUGACGGAAAAGCUGCCCGUGGAGCAACUUGGUCCGUUUCCGCUGCUUCCGGUCAAGGUUGCUGCGCGGCGGAUCGUGGAGGCGGCCGUCCGGCGUGACCGGUACGUGAUCGUGCCCGGGUGGUACAAGUUGUUCCUGCUCUACCGCAUCUUCGCGCCGGAGGUCAUGGACUGGACCAACCGGUACAUCAUCCAGGGAGAGCACCACAGGCCCGCCCUCCUGGGACAGAUCAAGCAGUGGCUGGGCUACAAGGUGGUGGACUAAGCAACUAGACUGGGACCCGCCAGAUCGACGAACAAUUCUGUGCUUUGCCGCGCGAUCCGAGGAAGCUUUCAGCACUACUUCUGCUAGCCACAGCUUGAUAUGGAUUUUGAGCAAUUCGUAGGACGUUUGAGAGCUUGAAUGCUCAAAAGCUCGUACGCAAGAAAUAGGACAUCUUUCCUUUUGAAAAUCGCAGAGAACAUUGGAAAUCGAUUCUAGUCUUAGAAGGUGUCAAAUUAGAUGCUAUUACUUACAAGAAGAUUGAAGUGCCAAUCGUUCACUCAUGGUGAAACACAGGAUUCAGCCGCCCCAUUUAACCUUCUAUGGCAAUACUUAAGUGCAAGAUGAUGUGCAAGAUGAUAUGCAGACACGAUAAUCAUGUCUUUGGCCACCCAUAGGGUUUAAGUUAUAAGUGCCGUGUGCAGGAAGUUAGCAAGCUUGACAGAACUAAACAUGAGUCAAACAGCUAGGCGACUAUGUUUUGAAUACCCGGACUACACCGGUUGUGCUGGACCAUUGCGACGGCUUUGAAAAGCGACUGCUUGAAUGAAAGUAACAUCCGG